This is a messenger RNA of Populus nigra (black poplar), 2631 nucleotides long. Its product is annotated as G-type lectin S-receptor-like serine/threonine-protein kinase LECRK4. Bases 102 to 2474 code for a protein of 790 amino acids. Lineage: Eukaryota; Viridiplantae; Streptophyta; Magnoliopsida; Malpighiales; Salicaceae. The transcript has a single exon. The record is from RefSeq and is a predicted model, not a curated record. Gene Ontology annotation, molecular function: ATP binding; protein serine/threonine kinase activity. Gene Ontology annotation, biological process: recognition of pollen; protein phosphorylation.
UAUUCAACGAUGUUCAUUGCUAUCAAUCACAUAAAACCGCGGUUAAGUUGCUAGCUCUUUGUACUAAGAUUGUUUUCCCAUCAAUUCCUAACAACUUGGCAAUGACUAUCCAGAAAAUACUUCCUUUUCUUCUACUGCAGUUCCUGUACUUCCAUGAAUUGCAUGCUCAGAUACCUCCCAACAUAAGCUUGGGUUCUCGCAUCACGGCUGGAUCUGGUAAUUCUUGGCGAUCACUUUCUGAUGAAUUCGCGUUCGGGUUCUACCCUCUGCCCAACAAUCUUUACCUUGUUGGAAUUUGGUUUAACAAGAUCCCUGAAAGAACACUAGUCUGGUCAGCUAAUCGUGACUCUCCGGCAGUUGCCGGAUCCACAGUCAUACUCACGUCUGAAGGCCAGCUUACGCUCACACAUCUCAAUGGUAGUAUUCAAUCAAUAUACAGGGGGGGAAGAGCAGGUUUAGGCUUCAUGCAAGAUGAUGGCAACUUUGUUUUGAAAGAUGACAGUUCAAGUGUCAUCUGGCAGAGUUUUAAUUCACCAACAGACACAAUCUUACCAGGUCAAGUUCUUAAUAGUACCCAAAAGCUCUAUUCCAAUGCGAAUGGAACUGUUGAUUACUCCACUGGGAAUUUCAUGUUGGAAAUGCAAUAUGAUGGAAAGCUUGUGCUCUCUGCCUAUCACUUCGCUGAUCCUGGUUAUUGGUUAAUUGAAAGAGCUGGACAAAACAAUGUUCGUUUGGUGUUCAAUAAUUAUACUGCUUCCAUGUACCUUGCCAACGGUACUGGUGAUAAUAUCUACCCUUUAACAAGAAAUGUCUCAACCCCCGUUGGAGACUACUAUCACCGAGCAACAAUUAAUGAUCAUGGUGAUUUCCAACAAUUCACUUACCAUAUAUCAAAUAGCACUGGAUGGACAAGAGUAUGGAGGGCGAUCGCCGAGCCUUGCGUGGUGAACACUAUAUGUGGUGUCUAUGGCAUGUGUUUUUCUCUGAAUAAUGAGACAGCAACAUGUAAUUGCAUACCAGGUUACAUUCCAUUGGACCCUAAUCACGUGUCCAAAGGGUGUCGCCCAGAGACCGUGGUGAACUAUUGUGCUGACCGGCCUUCAGUGAGAAAUUUCACAAUUCAGGUGAUUGAUGGUGCAGACUUCCCACUUGAUGAUACCUUCGCAGACUUGGCUCGAGUGAAGAAUGUCGAUCUGGAGGGUUGCAAAAAAGCUCUUAUGGAUGAUUGUUACAGCUCGUCUGCUUCCUUGGUGGGUUCUACAUGUAUCAAGAAAAGGAUGCCUUUACUAAAUGCGAGAAAGAGUUUGUCUAGUGAAGGACACCAAGCGCUGGUGAAGGUGCCGAUGAAAAGCAAUCCUGGCAUUCCAGAUCAUAAAAAGAACAAUGAUUUUGACACUCGAGGUUUUCUAAAGAUUAGCCUUAUAGUUACUGCCACGCUUGCUUUCUGUUUUGGAGUUUCUGCCAUCUAUUACCAUCCUGCUCCUCGGAGAUUUAUCAAAAGGAAACGCUAUUCAAAUGCUAAUUCCAUUGGCAUAAACUUCCAGGAGUUCAAGUACCUGGAACUACAGAAGGCGACAAAUGGAUUCAGCAAGACCCUGGGUAGAGGAUCUUCUGCUGAAGUUUACAGUGGGAUUCUAAGCAUGAAGGACAUACAGAUUGAUAUUGCUGUAAAAGUGCUGAAGAAAUCGAUUGAAAAAGGCGAGAAGGAAUUCAUGACAGAGCUCAAAAUAAUAGGCCGGACAUACCACAAGAAUUUGGUAAGACUGUUGGGCUUUUGUGUUGAGAACAAUCAACAGCUUCUGGUCUAUGAGUUAAUGGCGAAUGGCUCGCUUGCCAAUCUUCUAUUCGGGAAGGGAUCAGAAAGACCUAACUGGGUUCUGAGGGCAAAAAUGGUGCUUCAAAUAGCUAGAGGAUUGCUCUACUUGCAUGAGGAAUGCGAGACACGGAUUAUCCAUUGUGACAUCAAGCCUGAGAAUGUACUGAUUGAUAACAAUUACACUGCUAAGCUUGCAGAUUUUGGCCUUUCCAAGCUUCUGAAUAGAGAUCAAACUAGAACAGACACAAAUUUCAGAGGCACAGUGGGGUAUCUGGCACCAGAAUGGAUAAGGCAUGAACAAGUGACAUCCAAAGUAGAUGUUUACAGCUUUGGUGUGAUGUUACUUGAAAUUCUAUGUUGCAGAAGGCAUAUAGAACCGAGCCGGGUUGAGGAAGAGAGUGAAGAGGAUGAUCUUGUUCUCUCGGACUGGGUUAUAAGUUGCAUGGCCGCCGGGAAGCUAGAGACGGUGGUAGGACAUGACCCUGAAGUAUUAAGUGAUUUCAAGAGAUUCGAGAGAAUGACCUUAGUGGGUUUAUGGUGCAUUCAACCUCACGCAAUGUUCAGACCUUCUAUGAAAAAGGUAACACAGAUGUUAGAGGGGACCUCGGAAAUCGGAAUCCCGCCUUCACUUUCCGAUCAAAUGUCAGUGAGUAAUUAAGUUUACUAGUAGUUGUUAAGAGAGUAAUGUUGUCUUAAAAAUGCAUGAUAUGGCUCAAUCUCAUGAUUAAUAAGCUAGUUUUGAGCACGAUUUCUUAUAAUAGAAAUGCAAAUGUAACGGGAGAAUGUAUUCUAAUAAUUUCCAAAUUUAUCACUAA